AUGGACAAGACAACAACAACAACUACUUCGGAGAGAGAAAUCCACGAUUUCAUGAACGUGGACUCCUUCUCCCAACUCCCUUUCAUCCGCCCCGCUCCUCUUGUUAAAGAAAAGUCGGGCAUUCGUCUCUUUGGUAUAGAAUUCGCCGGCGGGAAUAAUACGGUUGUUUCCACCGACCAGUCUGAAUCUGCCGAAACAACAGCCAACAAUAACCUCAACUCAUUCGACCUUGAUGGUAACAAGGAUGAUACUACUACAGCCACCACCACUGUCACUGUUACUGACACCAACGGCGAAAGCAGUCGCCGGUUUGAGUGCCACUACUGCUGCCGGAACUUCCCCACCUCCCAAGCCCUCGGCGGUCACCAAAACGCGCACAAACGCGAACGCCAACACGCGAAACGCGCGCACCUUCAGUCAACGAUGGUGCACGGAAGCACGUUCUCCGAUGCGCACCAUGUCUACAACCUCAUGAACUACCGCUUCGGUUCCGCUCCAACACCGCCAAUGCCGUAUCCUACGUGGAACAACGCCGCUGCCACCGCUACCAGCACGAGAUUCUACGGAACGACACCGUUUUCCCACAGCCACCACCAGCACCAACAACCCAUUAACGGAAACCCUUUGGCUUUGUGGCGAAUCCCGAGCAACAACCCUAGUUUCAGCCACGAACGGUCGUCGUUGCCGUCUUUGUUCGCGUCGGAGGAAAUAACGAACUUGAGAUCCUCGCAGGUUGUGGGAGCCUCGGGGUCGCAAAACCGCUACGUGUAUGACUCUAAACGUGGAAGUGUGCACGACCAUGUGAGUUUGGAUCUUCAUCUGUAA
Sphenostylis stenocarpa is the source of this 825-nucleotide messenger RNA. The record is from the annotation of a GenBank genome assembly. Lineage: Eukaryota; Viridiplantae; Streptophyta; Magnoliopsida; Fabales; Fabaceae.